Sceloporus undulatus (fence lizard) is the source of this 5359-nucleotide messenger RNA. It is a transcript of the gene SAP30L, whose product is annotated as SAP30 like. Gene Ontology annotation, cellular component: histone deacetylase complex. NCBI's taxonomy places the organism in Eukaryota, Metazoa, Chordata, Lepidosauria, Squamata, Phrynosomatidae. The transcript is spliced from 4 exons. Gene Ontology annotation, biological process: regulation of DNA-templated transcription. The coding region runs from base 162 to 722 and encodes 186 amino acids. The record is from RefSeq and is a predicted model, not a curated record. Gene Ontology annotation, molecular function: transcription coregulator activity; protein binding.
GUGAGGGUGAGGGAGCGCCUGCGGGCCGGAGCGGAGCGGAGGGGCCCUCUCCUCUCCUCUCCCGGGCCCAGGGAGCAGGGAGCAGGGAGGCCUUGGUGUUCCUGGCGGAGGCGGAGGCGGAGGCGGAGGGAGGGGCGUUUCUGGGGCGGCGGGGGGCUGCCAUGAAUGGCUUCAGCACCGAGGAAGACAGCCGGGACGGGCCCCCUUCCGCCCCCGCCUCCGCCUCCUCCGCCGGCGCCCCGCUUUGCGGCCAGAGCUGCUGCCUGAUCGAAGACGGGGAGCGGUGCGUGCGCCCGGCCGGCAACGCCUCCUUCAGCAAGAGGAUCCAGAAGAGCAUCUCCCAGAAGAAGCUCCGGCUGGACAUCGACAAGAGCGUAAGACACUUAUAUAUCUGUGAUUUCCACAAGAACUUCAUUCAGAGUGUUCGAAACAAAAGGAAAAGGAAGACGAGUGAUGAUGGGGGAGAUUCUCCAGAGCAUGACAUAGAUGUCCCAGAGGUUGACUUGUUUCAACUUCAGGUAAACACUCUACGGCGUUACAAAAGGCAUUACAAGUUGCAAACUAGGCCUGGGCUCAAUAAAGCUCAACUAGCUGAAACGGUAAGCCGCCAUUUCAGGAACAUCCCAGUGAAUGAGAAAGAGACCCUUGCUUAUUUCAUCUACAUGGUAAAAAGUAACAAGAGCAGAUUGGAUCAUAAAUCAGAAAGCAGCAAAUUAGAAUGAAAAUUAAAUAAACUCUGGACAUAAGCAGUUGUGGUAUUAAAGGUGCAUUAUAAAUAUUUUUAAACUGUUUAUAGACUUUUUUGUAAAUUAUAUUGUGCAAUAGAAAGUAUAUAGAAAAGUUUGGUCCAUGGUGUUAAGAGUAUACAAUUCGGGGUGUGUGUGAUGACUUCUGUGGUGUCAAAUCCCAACAUUUAACUAAGGGAUAAAGAUCACAGGAAAAACCAAGAUGUCAAAGACAAGAACUGUACAGAGGAUAGAAAUAAAUCAUUUAUGAUGUAUGUCACAUAUGAAAUGAAUUCAACAUUUUGAAAUUGGAUCAUAUUGUGUCCAGAGAGUAUUUAUAGCACAGAUCAGGCAUAGCACUGGACUUCUGGUUCAAAAAAAAUCUUAAAUUGUAUCUCACUGCUUGUGCACAAUAUGAGAUUACUUGUCUCACAUUUUCAUGGGUGCUAUAGUCUCUAAGCCUUUGUGUCUGUCGGGCAAGAGAGAGUUUUCAUAGAUGAAUAAGCCUAGCUUAUCUGCUAAUUUCUUUAAGAAUACAGUAUCUGUUUCAUAAAUUCACAAGUUAAAUUGUUAAAGGAUAAUUUUUAAUGGUGAGUUACUAUAAUUUUGACAUGUUAUCUGCUGUUUUUCUAGAGACUGGCAUAUAUAUUUUGGUUUGUAUUCACCAUGAUGCUAAAAAUGGCUUCAUUUAAGUUGCUGUGUGCCUUGAUCCAUAAAUGAAAUACCACAUUAAGUCUGGUACUGUUUAGAAGCCAUUUGGAUGUAGGUUCAAUCUAAGUUUACAAAGGUAUAUAUCCAUUCGACAAACAGUAUUAAUGGCCUAUUUGAUUCUCUGAGAUUUGAGUGCAUGAUGUACAUUGCAGUGCAUAUGCAUACAGCAUCACCAUACUUUUCAGUGCAGAGGUAGCAUUGUGACUUAAAGAUAGCCUCAAAUUGGUGGCCUACCAGGUUUAACUUUUCAGGUGCUGCUGCCCAUUUUUUGUAAUCCCAGCUGGACAUGGUUGACAAGUUUUUGACCCCUUUUUGAGCUGUUAAAACAGUCCCAAGUUACUCAGGCCUGGUCUAAAAUAAAACUUUACUGAAACAACAGAAUUGUGAUACUAUUUGUUGAUGCUGUUGUAUUUUAUUCACAGUGAAUAUUGAAACUAAUACAACAUCACAGUCCUUAACUUUGCUUUUAAAAGCUGCAGUCUAAGUACCACUGAAAUAAAUUAAACUUGCCUCCAAAUAAAAGGUGUCUGGUGUUGUGUAAGAUACCAAGAUGCCUGCUCCAAAGAUGAUUUCUCAAAUACUAUGAUGAUAUUAUGCUUUGGUGAAUUACUCUAUGGGAAGAUUCUGCUUAAGUGAUACUGUGUGUAUUUAUUAUGCAGGAGUGUAGGGAGGAAGUUUUAACAUCUUCACUUGUUUCUAAUUCUAACAGAGUAUGUGGAAGCCUACAAUUUGUCUCAAAGAUGAUGAAUUCAUAUGCAACAGUGUAUUUGUUUAUUUCUCUGGCAAACAGAUGUUCAAGAAACAUCAGCUUGUGUCAUGUGUGGAUAUUUUUCCAGUUAAUUGGAUACAACUGUACUUUUAAGGAUGGAUAUUUCCUGGCAAGAUAUGUCCUGUUAGUAGAUCAUAGGAUAUGUAUAUUUAAUGCAUCUUGUUUAAACACAUGUAUGACUGUGUAAUUGGAAACGGUGCUAAAAUACUUCAGUUUGCUACUUUACAUUUUAAAAUUUGCUAAAUGGUUUCAGAUUGAACUACGUAGCCAUAAAUUCAGUUCAAUAAUCUUUACAGGUGAAAUGGUCUUUGGCUAAUUGUGGCUUCAUAAGAUUCAUCUUGUGCAGCUUGGAGGUCAUGGCACAAUUUCUCUAAGAUAAGCAUCCUCUGCCUCAUUUCUAGACCAAAAAUAUAAACUUUUGUGCACUGGGGCUUAUUUUUGCAAAUAACUGCAAAGUUUCAGAGUGAAUCUAGAGAAGAUACACAUGGCUUGUGUACAGAAAAAUAACUGGAGAGUUUCAAAAAUACAAAUGGAUUGUCUACAGAAAACUACAGAGCAAAUGCUUUCUUUUAAGGAGCUGCUUUCUAGGUCAAAUCAAGGAACCUUUUUCCCCAAAUGAAUGAACCAGUGAAAAAUUCUUACACAAGCAAAUCAAUGCUUUCAAAGUGAAGAGGAUUACAGAUCUCAGCAUCAGAUUUGAGAAAUUGUAGGUGUCAUAAUUUGUGAGUCUUAUUGCCUUUUAUAAACAUCUGUAUAUGCCUUAUACUCAGCUAGACCAACAAAUGUUGAGCAAAUGUCUUCGUACCCAGGGUGGACCAUUCUUGUGGCUUAUUAUGUUAGAAACAGAUCCUAUUAACAGCAAUAUCUAUAUUCAGGGAGAAGUCUGUGAUUCUUGAACAUCUUGUUUUGAAUCACCAAAAACACCAUAAUGCAGUUGUUUAAUAUAAUGGCAAAUUAUGCUGCAUGCCAUUUAAGGAAACUUUCUAUUUCUUGUGGUUUUAAUAAAACCUUCAUCGGCACUUUUGAGCUUCAAAGAUAUGAAUCCUUAGGCAAUGACUAAAAUUAGUAGAAUAUAUAAGAAUAGCGUCACAUUGACAGAGUUCAUUAAGACUUGGGUUGUAUUCUUGUCAGAUGUAAACUUUACAUGCAGUUUAAGCUGUUCAGCAAUGAACCUCAGCCUGGGAGUGACUCUUUUAACACUUAGGGCUUACCACAUCUAUACUGAAUGAAACCAUUCCAAACCAAAAUAUUUGUUUGAAGCCAUCAUACUCAUCUAAGAACCCACUUAACCCUACUAGAAGGGCCAUAAAUUGUUUUAAUGGGCUUUGCAUCAGAGCCAAAGAUCUUACUGUGGCACAUCUUCUUUGAGGUUGACUUCAUCAAAGAUGAUGAUCCUCAGUGUGUUAAUUAUUGUACUUGUAGUAGUAGUAGUAGUAACAGUAAUAGCACAAGAAUUUUUGUUCAUCCCUUGAACUGAAUGAAGAAAAGAGCAAAGGGAAGGGGAAUGUGCAAUGACAUUUACAAUAAUGGAAUGACAUGUUUAUGAAGAUACGGUACAGUUGAUAGAACCAUCAGGCCCUGUUCACCUUCCAAGUGUGUCUUUGCAUUGUAAAUAUUGCAUAUUGAAUGUCUACAUUAAAUUUCAGAUAUUGUCUUGCAAGGAAUGUUAUAAUUCAGAAGGGACAGUCUUGAUAUUCUUGCAGAACCCUUGAGUUGAGUCACAAAGCUAAACCAAACAGUUUGUUUUUUUGCCACCUGAAAGAUUUGUCAGUAAAAACUUCCUGGGUAGGCAAGCAAAAAAUCUUAAAGCCAAAAUAACACAUGGCAAGAGUUUAGUCCCCCCCCCCCCAUGCUUCGAAAGCAGAAUAAAAAGAUCCAUGAGCAAAGUAGAACCCAGAAAUGUAGCUGUUGGUGAUUUGUCUAAGAGAGGACUUAAUAAACAGUAUUCUAAAUUUUGUAACAAGUAGAUUAGCCAAAUGCAAAUAUUGGGAGUGGGACAGGAAAAUCUUGCACUUUACCUUAUAUUGAUAAAACAUAAUGUAAAUAAUAUUGAAACUCUUUGAUGUGAUUGGGGUGUUUGCUUUAGGGGCAAAACAUACAACCUGCUGGGAGCGGCCAGAGGUUGUUCCAGCCACAAUUGCGCCACAAUGACCACAUGGCCUUCUUCCAAAGUGGGCUACUGCCACAGUCCCAACUCGGCCAUCGCCAAGGGCCGGAUUUAAUCAGCUCCUUUUUCCAACAGCUUAAGACCAUCUUUGGUAGCCUCAUAGUGGCUUCUGGCCACUUUUGGGGCAUUCAUAAACACCAUGCCCUAAAAGCAGCCAGAAGCCGCUUCUUUUGGCCUGUGCAUUUCCGGCCUUGGAAGGCAAAUCUGUGGUGCACUUGUUGUCACUUCACCCUGUACAAUGAAAUGAGAGAUUGACAAAUCUUAAGAAAAACAUUUCACCACUCCCAAAACUUAAUAAAGGACCUUUACAGUGAUAAAGCAGAAUAUCACCACUCACACUUGUGAUAACCCACAUGCUUUUUUGUGAUUCUGUAUAUCUGUUGUUGUUUUUUAAAUAUCAUCAAUAAUGCUACAGGGUAACCUCUGCUCUCCUAUAAAAUUCUCAUUUAUCAAUUGUUUUAUUAGAUGUUAAAUUUUAAAUGUUUGUGGAGGGGAAGGGGAUUAUGCCUUAAACUCAGAGUUUCAAUUAAAUAUGUUGUAUGAAAUAAUUUAGCAAUAGUUUUAUGCACCCCCCCCCCCCAUCUUUCGAUCAUAGGCUUAUGGAGCUUGUCUCUUACUAUGUUGCCUUCAUCCGCUCUAUCUUGUCUUCCUGCUCACUACAAAAAUACAUUUUUAUGCCCCUUUGAUUUAUAACAGGCUUACUAGAAGAAAUCAACUUUCUUUUGCCUUCAGUCUGGUGGGUCUUUAUGUGUUGUACUGAUCUUUACGACAAAUGUUUUUGGUAAACUUGUAUCUUUAAUUGUGGAUUAUAACUGUAUAAACUUAAAGCAAUCUAGUAAUUUAUAGUGGAACUAUAGAGUUCUUUUCUCUAAGAUGUAUAGUGUAUCCUUCCUUCCACUCUGUAACACUUAAAACUCUGUACUGUUGGAUAAAGAUGUAAAUGCUUGAGAUUCCUUUCUAAUAAAUGAUCACCUGAGCAGCCAUAUA